UCCUUCGGCGGGCUGAGCCGCCCCUCUCUCCCGCCCCUCCUCCUCUCUUUCCCACCCCUAGAAGUGAAGCAGCACAUGCGGCUGCUCCUUGCACUGUCCCGCCCAGCCACCGUCGCACAGGAACGGGUCCCUACAGCCCCCAGCCGAUGGCAGGACAGUAGCCGCCUGUCAGGGGUCGUGAACGGCUGAAGCAGACGCGACGGCUUCCCGGCCUCAGAGUGUGUGUGUGUCUCCGAAGGCCAUGGGCUACCCAGAGGUAGAGCGCAGGGAACCGCCGAGCGAGCAGGGAAGCCAGGGCUGCGGCUGUCGCGGGGCCCCUGCCCGGGCAAGCGAAGGGAACAGCUGCGGGCUCUUCCUGGGUUUCUUUGGUUUCUCUCUGGCGCUCCACCUGCUGACGUUGUGCUGCUACCUAGAGUUGCGCUCCGAGUUGCGGCGGGAAAGGGGAGCCGAGUCCCGCCUUGGCGGCCCCAGCGUCCCUGGCACCUCUGGCACUCUGAGCAGCCCCAGUGGCCUCGACCCUGACGGUUCCAUCAUCCGCCACCUCGGGAAGUCGUCUCAGCAGCAGCCUCUGGAACCCGGAGAAACCACACUCCCCCUCAACUCCCAGGACGGGCACCAGAUGGCCCUACUGAAUUUCUUCUUCCCUGAAGAAAAAUCAUAUUCUGAACAGGAAAGUAAGAGUGUUCGCCGCAAUAAAAGAAGCAAAAGCAGUGAAGGAGCAGAUGGUCCAGUUAAAAACAAGAAGAAGGGAAAGAAGGCAGGGCCUCCUGGGCCCAACGGCCCCCCAGGACCCCCAGGACCUCCAGGACCCCAGGGACCCCCUGGGAUUCCAGGGAUUCCUGGAAUUCCAGGAACAACUGUCAUGGGACCACCUGGUCCUCCCGGUCCUCCUGGUCCUCAAGGACCCCCUGGUCUCCAGGGACCUUCUGGUGCUGCUGAUAAAGCUGGAACUCGAGAAAACCAGCCAGCUGUGGUACAUCUACAGGGCCAAGGGUCAGCAAUUCAAGUCAAGAAUGAUCUUUCAGGUGGAGUGCUCAAUGACUGGUCUCGCAUCACUAUGAACCCCAAGGUGUUUAAGCUACAUCCCCGCAGCGGGGAGCUGGAGGUACUGGUGGACGGCACCUACUUCAUCUAUAGUCAGGUAGAAGUAUACUACAUCAACUUCACUGACUUUGCCAGCUAUGAAGUGGUGGUGGACGAGAAGCCCUUCCUUCAGUGCACACGCAGCAUCGAGACAGGAAAGACCAACUACAACACUUGCUAUACCGCUGGUGUCUGCCUCCUCAAAGCCCGGCAGAAGAUCGCAGUGAAGAUGGUGCAUGCUGACAUCUCGAUCAAUAUGAGCAAGCAUACCACCUUCUUUGGGGCCAUCAGGCUGGGCGAGGCCCCUGCCUCCUAGAUUCCCUCUGUUAUGCCCCUGCCCAUGCCCCGGACCCAGGUUUGGGAGCCGGGACUCCCAGAGCCUCUGAGUGCUGCUGUGGAGUGAGGUAUAUUGGUGUUGCAGCCACAGAGAGAAAUGCCCCAGUGCUAUUUAUUCCCCAAUGACUUCAGGAUGAUAA
Messenger RNA from Chrysochloris asiatica (Cape golden mole), 1559 nucleotides. It is a transcript of the gene EDA, whose product is annotated as ectodysplasin A. Gene Ontology annotation, molecular function: death receptor binding; tumor necrosis factor receptor binding; death receptor agonist activity. Gene Ontology annotation, cellular component: membrane. NCBI's taxonomy places the organism in Eukaryota, Metazoa, Chordata, Mammalia, Afrosoricida, Chrysochloridae. The transcript has 8 exons. Gene Ontology annotation, biological process: immune response; animal organ development. The record is from RefSeq and is a predicted model, not a curated record. The coding region runs from base 242 to 1399 and encodes 385 amino acids.